Molecule: messenger RNA, 4054 nt
Organism: Ictidomys tridecemlineatus (thirteen-lined ground squirrel)
Lineage: Eukaryota; Metazoa; Chordata; Mammalia; Rodentia; Sciuridae
Source: RefSeq, a predicted model, not a curated record
AUGAAAACAAGGUCUUUUUAUCCCUGCUUUCAGCUUUCCGAGGCAGAAGCUGGGUAUUUUAAUUGGAAGGGAAAGGCCUACACGUGGUGGGAACUGGGGAAGACGCAUUCAAUCAAACUGGGCCAACACCAGUGGCGUCCUGGUCCUGAGAGAAGGUGCCACACAACACUGGAGUCCUGGAGAGAGGGGCGGGCAGUGGGGCCCUUGCCUGAGAAACAGGACCCGGUGACCCCCAUCUGUUCCUCCUCCUCUGCCUCCCUCCCCCACCGCUGCCAUGGCGACACGUCUGGAAUCGCAGUCAGCCUUAUGCCCCAGAGAGAACAAUGCUCCGUUUGAACCUGGAGCCGCACCCAGUUGGGCUUCCCCGGACCACAGGCCCUUUGCAGUCCUCUGUGCCCCCAGGCUCGAGCAGCAUGGUCUCUGGGGCCAGUCCUGCUGGUCCCGGCUUCCUGGGCAGCCAGCCUCAGGCAGCCAUCAUGAAGCAGAUGCUGAUUGAUCAGCGGGCUCAGCUGAUGGAGCAGCAGAAGCAACAGUUCCUGCGGGAGCAGAGGCAGCAGCAGCAGCAGCAGCAGCAGCAGCAACAGCAGCAGCAGAUUCUGGCUGAGCAGCAGUUGCAGCAGUCUCAUCUCCCCCGGCAACACCUCCAGCAACAGCGGAACCCAUACCCUGUGCAGCAAGUCAAUCAGUUUCAAGGCUCACCCCAGGAUAUAGCAGCCGUGAGAAGCCAGGCAGCCCUCCAGAGCAUGCGGACGUCACGGUUGAUGGCACAGAACGCAGGCAUGAUGGGAAUGGGGCCCUCCCAGAACCCAGGGACGAUGGCCACAGCUGCGGCCCAGUCAGAGAUGGGACUGGUCCCUUACAGCACCACACCUACCAGCCAGCCAGGAAUGUACAGUAUGAGCACAGGAAUGACCCAAAUGUUGCAGCACCCAAACCAAAGUGGCAUGAGCAUCACACACAACCAAGCCCAGGGGCCGAGGCAGCCUGCCUCUGGCCAAGGGGUCGGCAUGGUGAGUGGCUUUGGUCAGAGCAUGCUGGUGAACUCAGCCCUGACCCAGCAGCACCAGCAGAUGAAAGGCCCAGUGGGCCAGGCCUUACCAAGGCCCCAAGCCCCUCCAAGACUUCAGAGCAUCAUGGGAACUGUCCAGCAAGGAGCGCAAAGCUGGCAACAGAGGAGCUUGCAGGGAAUGCCCGGAAGGACUAGUGGAGAACUGGGCCCAUUCAACAAUGGCGCCAGCUACCCACUUCAAGCCGGCCAACCCAGACUGACCAAGCAGCACUUCCCCCAGGGACUGAGCCAGUCGGUUAUGGACGCUAACACUGGCACAGUGAGAACCCUCAACCCGGCUGCCAUGGGUCGGCAGAUGAUGCCCCCACUCCCGGGGCAGCAGGGCACCAGCCAGGCGAGGCCCAUGGUCAUGUCUGGGCUGAACCAGGGCGUCCCUGGCAUGCCAGCCUUCAGCCAGCCCCCAGCACAGCAGCAGAUGCCCAGUGGCAGCUUUGCCCCCAGCAGCCAGAGUCAAGCCUAUGAGCGGAACCCUCCUCAGGACAUGCCAUACAAUUACAGCGAAGGCGCGGGGGCUUCCUUCCCUGGACUCCCGGAUGGUGCAGACCUAGUGGACUCCAUCAUCAAAAGCGGGCCAGGGGAUGAGUGGAUGCAAGAGCUUGAUGAAUUAUUUGGUAACCCCUAGUCAAGAGGGGUCCCGGGAGCCACAGCUACAGUGGUACAGGCUUACCACGUGGAAAAGAAACAGGAUGCUGACCCAUCCUUGUUUUUUUGUUUUUUUGACCCACGUAAACUGAGCAAAACUACAGCUGGCUGAUGGUGGAAGACCCAGGUGUCCACCAUGGCCCAGUGGGGCCUCGUUCACCUGGUUUUCACACAGCAAUCGAGCUGAGACGCCAUGCCGAUCCCUGCUGCAAAAGAGGAGAUGGGGAGGGCAGGGGGGGAAGACGAAGGAAGUGAAGCCCCUCUGCUCAGCGCCCCCUGUGAUCGCCCGACCCAGCAAGAGCUGCUCCAGCCCAGAGGGACUGGACUGUGGCCAGAGGUGAGGUACCACCAGCCCUCCUGCUCCAGGUCCAGGGACUACAGCUUAGGAGACACAAGAGACAGAGCCUCAGCCAGGGAGAGUCCCCCAGAGGCUGCCAGCCACCGCACAGGCAGGUGCAGGUCAGAAACGCUCCAGUCUCUGAGUGGGAAGAGAUGCGCCCUUCCAGACGCGCUCCUGUAUUUGCAGAACAGGCAGGAAGAACAGGGACUGAUCCCAAAGGACCACCAAGGAUCCUGCAGGCCUGUCUUCUGUCCCUGCCCAUGAACCUCAGGCCAGCUGAGCUUGAGAAGGGCCUUCCGGCAGUCCUAGGGAGCUGCCCCAUGCCAAUCACCACUCCAGGUGGAGCGGGAGUCUUUGGGGGUCAGUACAAUAAUAGACAAGCAGGUGGCUCUCAUCUGCUCCUGGGGACCACAGGGUGGAGGGACCCCUGCUGGAUUGUGUGGUCAGCCAGCCCUCCUCCUUCACCCCUGCCUCUGGACCCCCUCACUGCACCCCAGCCUGCCUUUGCUUCUCCUUAAAGACCAUCCAAGAAGAGGUGAAGCUUUGGAGCAAAGUCAGAAUAAAUGCAAAACUGAGACAACGCCUGGGAGGCCAAGGGGACACUGGAGACUCUUUCUCCCACUUGCGUAGAGUGGAACGGAGUGCGCUGCGCGUGUGGGUUUACACGAGCUACGCGUCUGAUGCUCCUGAUACCCCCAGGGAGGAGUGGCCUGGAGAGCACCAGUUCUGACUCUCUCGGUGAGAAUCCCAGGGGUGUCAUUCUAAAAUUGGCCUUGCACAACAUCUUUCUCAUCAUCAAACACCAGUAUAAAACCCCAGAGAUGGAGGAACAGAAAAAUCAAUAGCUCCACUUUCCGGAUUUGGAUAGUGAACCGGGGAGGUUCCUUUCCUAAGGGCAAGGUGACCCACUUCGGGAAUUCUGUACAGAUGUCCUCUGAUGCUCUCAGCUCCACCCUAAGUGACACCUCCAUGUCUGUUGGUCUGCCUCCCCUCCCAUGGAGGCAAAGUGGCACAAGUUGAAUGGACUUUCCUCCUGUCCCUGGUCCCCUCGUGUCCUACUUGCUGGCUCCCUUCUGUGCACCAACACACAACUCGGCACAGGAGGUCAGAACCCAUGGAGGCCGCCCUGGCCGAAGGCGAGUUCCAGGGGAAAGCUGGGCAGAGGACUGUGCGGAGGAGGCAGGCAGGCAUCGGCCUUGACUUGCUCUGCAUCUGCCAGGAGUCUAGACCUGUUCAGGGGAGAGGGGAGGCCAGAGGCACCUGGCUGAUGGAAGGUGGUGGCAGGGUGACUGUGAACUUCCUGAAUGGGGAGGGAAGCUGAGAAGAAACAGAUGAAAACCAAAAAAGUAAAAAACAAAUGCGAGAUACAGAUUCAUAAUUAUUACCCUUUCCUGCAAGGUUCAGGAAAUGAAUAUAUAAGCAAUGAGGAGGAGCUGGAGGAGGCUGAUGGAGAGGGGGAGGCUCCAUCAUCUCCUCAAAGCUUCCUCCAGCCGCUCAGUCCUGGGACCAACGAAUAGAGAGGUAGAUUUUAAUAAGGUUGUUUUGUUUUGUUUUUACUACGGUGCUGAUGUAUAUGUAAUGUCUAAAAAAAAAAAAAAGUUAUUUGUACAUAAGUUUUUACAAUACUACAGAUAUCACUGGGUCUACUAUCUGUAAAAAAAAUAUAUACAUAUAAAUAUAUAUAUACUGUUUGUUUAAAAUAGAGUAUUUUUAUUUCAUUCCUUCACUCAUCAUCACAACAGUGGUAUUGCACUUCAGAUUACAUCUAAUGACUAAUUUGUACUGUAUGACCUAUGGCAACUGGCUCCAUUUGAUUCAGAUUUUUCUAGUUUUCUGUUUUUACUUUGUACAUUGAGCAUUGCUUAUUUCCUUUUAAGAGAUGUACAGGACUCUGAAAUGUAGAAAUGAGGUGAUGUUGACAUACCACUUUUAAAGAAAAAAAAAACAAAACAAAACAAAAAUAAAUGAUCAUUAUCUGAAUCAAUCCCAAGUAGAUUUCAUUU